This is a messenger RNA of Oncorhynchus masou masou (cherry salmon), 2534 nucleotides long. RefSeq names its product nucleoporin p58/p45-like. The record is from RefSeq and is a predicted model, not a curated record. Bases 720 to 2504 code for a protein of 594 amino acids. The transcript is spliced from 14 exons. Gene Ontology annotation, molecular function: structural constituent of nuclear pore. Gene Ontology annotation, biological process: nucleocytoplasmic transport. Gene Ontology annotation, cellular component: nuclear pore. NCBI's taxonomy places the organism in Eukaryota, Metazoa, Chordata, Actinopteri, Salmoniformes, Salmonidae.
UGUAUGUUUUAGUAUUUUCUCGUUAAUACAUGUGUUAUGUUUUGUAUGAUGUAACAAUGUACAUUGUUGAUUUGUAUUUUGUAUAAUAUUUUUAUUUUUUUAAACGUAGUACAGAUUCCAGGCGUUAUGGGAAAUGUUUCACCCAUCCAUCAGACAUCGAAUUCAGAGUAGUCUAAGUAGAGGAUAUUCUUGUUAGGCAUUACUCCACCACCUAUUACUAUUUGCACAUAUUCUGUAAUCGUUCCAUCGUGACACAUGUAUGUAUUAAAAACCCGUUCUCAAACUGACAAAUAAUUAAAGCGAAUUUUUACUUCUUCAAAAACAUGAUAGCAAUCGCUAGAUGUCCCCACAUGACCGUCCAAUCUGCCAAGUCCUCCAGUAUCCCAGCAGGCCACAAUAACCGGAAAGUACAUAGAGGGUAAAGCGCGGAUUGGGAAAAAACAGUUUUGAGAAGGAAGCUAACAUUUUAGUGCUGUUUAACUAUAUGCAUAACGGAUUAAUUACCUUUCAGAUCGCUGUAAAUGUGUAUACGUUACUAAGCGUGUGAGUUUAAAUCGCCGAAUAGUAUGUUUUUAUUUUCUUUCACGUUACCAUGACUUCGUAGCCACAGUCACACUGGCCUGCACGCGGGCGUUCAUACCUUUCACAGCUAACUAACAGCUAUCGAACAGUCAGUUAGAUAAAGUUUGACUAACUAGAAACUUGGUUGUUGCUUAAAAAUGUCAGGCUUUAAUUUCGGAUCCGGGUCUAUUGGUUCCACCAACGCUGGCGGAGGGUUUUCGUUUGGAGCCGCUGCCAGUACCCCAGCUGCAGCAGGUACAGGUGGGUUUACUCUGGGUGGAGCUCUGGGUGCUACAGCCCCAGCCUCCACCACCACCACCUCUUCUCUGGGCCUGGGCGGGUCACUAUUCUCACAAAAACCUACUGGGGGGUUCUCCUUUAACACUCCUGCCUCAGGUGCUCCAGCAGCCUCUACAGCCCCUACCACGGGCUUCAGUAUGACCUUCAAUAAACCCUCUGCCUCGGCCCAACCCUUCUCCCUCACUGCAGCCUCCUCAGCCCCCACAGGGGCAGGACUGACACUAGGCUCAGUCCUCACCUCCACUGCGCCACAGCAAGGAGCCACAGGAUUCUCUCUCAACCUAGGGGGUGUGGCUGCAAGUACAGCCCCAUCCACAGGUCUAUCGCUGGGUUCCAGUAUGUUCUCUAACAUGGCUACUACUGGUCUGAGUCAGUCCACUCUUGGAGGACUGGGGUUUGCGUUAGGUUUGGGCCAGACCACUCUCGGAUCAGGGGGGUUGACGUUAGGUUCCCUGGCCUCUACUUCCACGGCGGUGUCAGCGGCCCCCAGCCUUGGACUGGGAGGAGUUGACUUCAGCACCUCCUCAGAGAAGAAAAGCGACAAAUCAUCAGGGGCCAGCCCACAAGACAGUAAAGCUUUGAAAGAUGAAAAUUUGCCUCCAGUCAUCUGUCAGGAUGUAGACAACUUCCAGAAGUUUGUGAAGGAGCAGAAGCAGGUUCACGAGGAGAUCAGCAGGAUGUCAUCUAAAGCCAUGCUGAAGGUUCAGGACGACAUCAAGAGUCUCAAACAGCUGCUGUCUGUCAGCGCUUCGGGACUACAGAGAAACGCCCUGGCUAUAGACAAACUGAAGAUGGAGACUGCGCAGGAGUUGAAGAAUGCAGAUAUAGCUCUGCGGACUCAGAAGACUCCCCCUGGACUCCAGCACGACAACACAGCUCCCUAUGAUUAUUUCCGGUGUUUAGUGGAACAGUUUGAGGUUCAGUUGCAGCAGUACAGACAGCAGAUAGAGGAACUGGAGAAUCACCUUACUACACAGGGCAGUGGAUCACACAUCACACCACAGGAUCUGUCACUGGCCAUGCAGAAGUUGUACCAGACGUUUGUGGCUCUGGCUGCUCAGCUCCAGUCAGUACACGAGAACGUCAAGACCCUGAAGCAGCAGUACCUGGGAUACCGCCGGGCCUUCCUGGAGGACUCCACGGACGUCUUCGAGUCCAAGCGGGUGGCCAGCAAGAAGUGGCAGAGUGCCCCACGCAUCACCACUGGCCCCGCCCCCUUCAGCAGCAUCCCCAAUGCGGCGGCGGUCGCCAUGGCAGCCACGCUGAGCCAGCAGCAGCAGCCCGGCCCAGGGAGCCAGGUGUCCCUGGGGUCUGGCUUGGGAAACCCCUUUGCCUUGGGAGUGGGCUCUAGCUUGGGCACCUCAGGUCUCGGAGUGUUUGGUGGGGGUCCAGGUUUCGGGGGGGUAGCGACGGGGGGCUCCUCAUUUGGUUUCUCCUCUGCCAGCAAGCCCUCGGGAGGGAGCCUGAGUGCAGGUUUUGGAAGCAACAGUACUUCAGGGUUUAACUUCAGUAGCCCCGGCCUCAACGCGUCUGCAGGCCUGACGUUUGGCGUGUCCAACCCUCCCGCCACGGGCUUCGGCACUGGAGGUCCACUGCUGCAGCUCAAGAAGCCCCCGGUGGGAAACAAGAGGGGCAAGAGAUAAGAGGGGCAAAGGGAACGGUUAGGAUUUGGG